CUGUGGCUAUGUCUUUCGUCAAACUUUCAAUAAUCAGGUUAUGGCUGUUAGGAUGAAUAGCCGUAGACAAAGCCUCAAACUCAGUAUCGCAGGCCGGACCUUCGCAGAAUAUCUACGUGUCAAUGUCAUGUAACGCGUACAUGUCAUAUGCCGGCUGUAUAUCCAAUUAUUGUUGUCAAAGCAUCCAGAGGACACAUCACACCACCUAGAUUUAGGCAGGCCUACUCAAACACCUCGCGAGUUCAGUCAGGACAUACCGAAAUCGCCCAGGUGUGAUUUGCCUGUAUUCUGAGGAGUGACAAUGGAGCAGUUUGAGUAUUCAGAUCAAGACUUCUUGUUCCAAAUACCCCAGCCAAGUGACGUUGGCAAAGUGGAGUUGAGUGAGUUUGAUAAGCUGCUGUGCUCCAAAUGGGAUGCUGCCGUUGACAUGGGGUACUUUCGUUACAAGCUUGAUAAACUACAGACAAAGAUUGUGCCAGGCCCUAGGAAGAUUGUUGCACAGUUAAACACCAAGCGAGCUGUAGAGAGACGGAAGCCUCAGACAAUUACCCAUGUCACUCAGCCGUUCAACCCAGACAUCUUCAACUUCACUAAAGUAGAUCCCAAAGAGGUGCUAUUUGAGCUUUGUCCAGAGAAGGAAAAUCCCGAUAGUACAACAGACGAUCAGUCUUUGUGCAAUGGUACAGCAGAGAGCCGACACCACAGUGUUCUUAUCAAUGUCAGUCCCUUGGAAUACUGCAACAUACUCCUUGUCCCCAGCCGAUUCCGGUGCAUACCUCAGGUGUUAACAGAAGAUGCGAUGCACUUAGCUCUGGAGACCAUGUUGCUGAGUGCUCACAGUGGUUUUAUACUUGGGUUCAACAGUUUGUGCGCCCUUGCUUCUGUAAAUCACCAACAUUUCCAUGGCUACUACCUGGAGCAUGACCUUCCCAUCAGAAGGACGGCAACAAGGCAAGUUAUUGGUCCAUGCUACGAGCUUGCGGAUUGGCCAGUCAGAGGGUUUGUCUUCCAGGUCAGAGGUCACACAUUACAAGAAACUGCAAGGUCCGUUCAAAGAGUGGCGUCCAUAUUGCAGCAAAAUGAGAUUGCCCACAAUGUGUUCAUCACUCGGGGAUGUGCCUUAGGCGAUGAAAGUAUAACAAUGGAACAAACUGUCCGCAUUGUCUUAUGGCCAAGAAAGUCUUAUCUUGGUGCAAAGACAGAUAAGGCAGGUGCCUCCAUUGGAUUCAAUGUUGCAGUGUGCGAGCUGGCUGGCCAUUUACCUGUCUAUACCAAGGAAUAUUUCAAUGAGGUGACAGAAGAAGGAGUUGUGCAGUGCCUACAGAAAGCAUCGCUGUCCUCAGAGGAGUUUGAAGAGUUGAAACACAGGGUUCGGUCUGUAUUCCAGAAAUGAGCAGCAUUCCACUUGGUUGGACCUCAGGUAUCUCAGAGGGUUAGAGAUUUAUGCUCAUCAUUUAUUGUCAUUCCACACUACACCAUAUUUUGUCAGGUAUACUCUUGCUACUGAUCUGUAUAGAGAAAACCAGGACAUUUGUUUUUAAUCUAGUUUUUUAAGUGGAUUCGUCCUACCCUAAUGUCAAAUGGUCCAUUGCUAUGGUAAAGCACUUGCACUGAAGUGGAGGAAUUUUUUUCUUCACUGCUUUGAAUUUUAAAAUUUUCAAGCCUGUGUUGUUCACUAUGGUGCAGAAAUUGGCUUUGCACGAACAAAACGAAAGCCAAAACCCACGGAAACAAUAUGGCCUUGUCGCCACACGAAUUCCACCUAUUCUUUCCACUGAAAAUGAACCUGACACUGACUAGACAGCACUUUUUCUGAUGAAAACAACUUCCGUAUUCAGUAUUGUAACAAAAUUCCUGAUGGAUUCAGCCAGUAAAAAAAAUUGGAUUCAAAGGCAGUAAAAAGAUGAGCCACUCAAAUUAAAAAUAAAAGCCUGAAACAAGUGAAUAACCAAUGCCUCGCUGCACAGGAAUUUUCAGCGACUGCAUUUGUUUGGAAAACAAAUAUUUAUGAAAGGAAUAAAUGGCAAUAUAAAUAUCAAUAGAAUCAUUGAGCCAAAUUCUUCCCGCUCUUAAAUGGGAUGAAACCAGGCUGUGCAACCUGUGUGGUUUUGCAUUUUAGCCAAUUUGAAAUCAAGUCUUUAAUUACUAGAACUUCUGUGUCAAGAUGCCUUCCUCCCAGAGAUGGACCUGUUAAAAAAUAUCCUGGCCGCGUGCGCAAGAACAUACAAAGAAAUGGCUGGAGUGGAUUGGUCCACGUCUAACACAAGCCAGUACAAAAUUUUCAUGCUGGACAACCCUUGUCAUGCUUCAAGACGACUAUCUCUGCUUGUUUGAACUCUCUGGGCAAACUUGCACCUUGGAGGGACUUCUUUUUCGUGAGCUGUUCACAUACCAGCUGCAAAGAUUUUUCAAAAGGCCAAACAUCAACUACACACUGUUGAUUUAGGUUAAGGUUAUUAAAAACUGUGUCCUUUUACAAACGUAUACAUUAAUUUAAACACCAUCUUGGGGCUUACUAAGUGAUGUCUGAGGGUUUCUGAAAGAAAAUCUACUAUACGUGUAUUACUGUAGUCAUGAACUGGGCCAGGAAGUCAAACCAAAUGUCUUCAGUGGCACAGAUUUGUACCUCAUUGUCGCCUGUCAGACAAACCUUGACACCUCAUAAAAACAUUGUCAGCCAGCCCUACCAAUUAAAGAAGGUUUGUUGAAUAAUGUGAACCUUUACGUUGGUUCACCGUUUUGUGCUGGCAAUGCCUGCCUCAGUGCAUAUUCAUGGGAGGUCUUUUGUCCAGUUCACAAAUAUGAAAUUGUUGAAGAUGAAUAAGGAAGAUCGAGUGUGAGAUAACUGGGCCUCAUAAAGCCAUCAGUCUGUGAAAUCUUUUGUCCAAAAUAGCAACUUUUUGCAGUUCAGGUUCCAAAACCAAUUCCAAUGUAACUGUUCACAGACGCUGACCUUUAUGCAUUGACAAAUUUUACCCAGAACUUUCGAUUUUUGAAAAACAUUUUAUUGUGGAUUAGUAUCAAGUAUGCAUCACAGGGUGGCUCAGUGAAAACUUAACACCUUUUCAGGGACAGAUCUUGCACAAUUGGACAGAUACGUAAAAUUAUUUACAAAUACAUGUACUUCUGAACAUCUUUGACGUAGAUUAUCACUGCUGAAAAUGAUUUUGCUCAGGUGGGGAAAUAUGGCCCUUUACAGAAAAAAAUGGUCAGACAAAUUUUGUCUUGUGGCAAUCAUGCUUGAUGCCGAGAUCCACACGUUAGCCUUUGCAGUCCUUGGAAUAUCUCAUACCAAAUUUUACCGAUCUUCCCAGUUUUGAAAAAUCUGCUACUUAAAAAUGUGUCUACAGUUUUCUGAACUAUGCUGUGCUUCAAAGUUUUAAUACUUUCCCUGUAAACUCUAGGCAUUUUAAAAACACUGGCCACAGAGCAUUGCAGAAAUGUUUGCGAUCCUGGGGCUUUUCAUUUUCUGCUUUAAGAAAACUUAAUUCAAAAGGCCUCCAAGGCUUUUUGUUGACUUGUUUAGUACUGCUAAAACCGAAGAGUAUUUAUUGUAUUAACCUUUUAAUUUUACUUACAUUUUCUUCAUCUAAAAUAUUUUGACGGCCCAUUGUUUCAGUGAAGAUACACCUGUUGCACUUAGGCACACAGGUAUGCAUAUGUUCUUUUUGGGUCAUUUUAUAAAUUACUCUUGUAGGAACAACUUUUAUGUUGGAUACAGGAUACAUUUUAUAAUUGAUGGCCCUAGAUGUAUGUACAUUGUAUAUUAAAAAAUUACUUCUAGCUUAUUUUGUCUCAGCAUUUUUCAUUCUUUUCCCUGGCUAGACUGUGUGGAUUCUCUGACCAGGUUUUGCUGGCUAUGAUCGUCAUUUGGAGUUUGCCAUUUGAUUAAAAUUCAACAACACAAACAGAAAUACUUAUUUUUUGAGCAUUUUCAAAAUAAUCUUUGCACUGAUAACAAAAACAAGUUGAACCUGGAAAAGCAUUAGAGAUCUGAAGUACUUGCCAAACACAGAAGUGAAUACAAUACUUUUUGUGCUAAAAUGAUUUAAAUAAUGUUACAAAUUCAGAAUGGCUGUAUAUUUGUUUGGCUUGUCCUGUGCAUUUCAAAUAUCUCUCUUAUAACCAACCUGACAAGUAACGAAAUCCCUGAUUUCUACAUGCGAUUGCAAAAAGGAAAACUCCUCAGCAAUCUGGAAAUACUGAAGUCAUGUAGUGCACUGCCAAGUUAGGACCACGGCAAAAUUUUCACCGAGAAACUA
Molecule: messenger RNA, 4262 nt
Organism: Acanthaster planci (crown-of-thorns starfish)
Lineage: Eukaryota; Metazoa; Echinodermata; Asteroidea; Valvatida; Acanthasteridae
Product: GDP-D-glucose phosphorylase 1-like
Source: RefSeq, a predicted model, not a curated record